UGCAUUCGGUUGCCGUGGUUACGGGAUGUGCUCUUUUCAAAGUUCCGGGGGGGAACCGCAACUUAGCAACAUGGAUCUAUUAAGCUUUGCUUUGCUUUUCAACAAAAGAUGUUCACAAAUACGAUAAUAUAUGCACGAGUGGCGGCUGAAAGUUGGGUGUUGAUUAGAUGUACCGGGAACUUUUGUAUUAAAAAAGACGGAACGUGUGUUUAGUGUCUAAACAACAGUUUUUCAGCUAAAAUGUUUAAAAAUACAUUCCAGAGUGGAUUUUUGUCUAUUUUAUACAGCAUCGGCAGCAAACCUCUUCAGAUUUGGGACAAAAAGGUGCAAAAUGGACACAUAAAGAGGAUAACAGAUAAUGACAUCCACUCCUUGGUGCUAGAGGUGGAAGGGACCAAUGUUAGUACUACUUAUAUAACAUGCCCUGCUGACCCAAAGAAGACACUGGGUAUCAAGCUCCCAUUUCUGGUCAUGAUUAUCAAACACCUAAAGAAAUAUUUUUCCUUUGAAGUUCAGGUGUUAGAUGACAAAAAUGUUCGUCGGAGGUUCAGGGCAAGUAACUAUCGGAGCACGACGAGAGUGAAACCUUUUAUCUGCACGAUGCCAAUGCGGCUUGACGACGGCUGGAACCAGAUUCAGUUCAACCUGUCGGACUUCACCAGGAGAGCGUACGGAACCAACUACAUCGAGACGCUAAGGGUACAGAUCCAUGCCAACUGCCGCAUAAGGAGGAUAUAUUUCUCAGACAGACUUUAUUCUGAGGAUGAGUUACCAGCUGAAUUUAAACUGUACGUGCCUGUUCAAAACCAGAAGGCAAAGCAGUAAAGCUUCCCGACACAGCCACUUCCACCUUGUUGUAAUGGAGUUUAAGUGUUUAUUUUUUGUUGUGAAGAUGUUCCCUCUUGUGUUACUCUGUGA
Messenger RNA from Boleophthalmus pectinirostris (great blue-spotted mudskipper), 918 nucleotides. RefSeq names its product cilia- and flagella-associated protein 20. Gene Ontology annotation, cellular component: ciliary basal body; motile cilium. NCBI's taxonomy places the organism in Eukaryota, Metazoa, Chordata, Actinopteri, Gobiiformes, Gobiidae. Gene Ontology annotation, biological process: cilium assembly; positive regulation of cell motility; regulation of cilium beat frequency involved in ciliary motility. The record is from RefSeq and is a predicted model, not a curated record.